AGCCCAAUCUAAGGCGCAUGCGUACGAAGCUCCGCCCGGCCUGAUGCAAGCAACGCGCAUAUCGAGGAAAGGUGUAUCGUGAAGAAUAGUCUAUUAUAACGCUUAUUUUUUUGCGUCUUGCGUUUUCACAACAAGCCGAAACCAUGUCAGGAGACGAGAUGAUAUUUGAUCCCACUAUGACCAAGAAGAAGAAGAAGAAGAAGAAGCCUUUCAUGCUGGAGGAAGAUGGUGGUGAGGGAGAUGAAAGCCAACAAUUGGAAACAAAAGAGAUUGAAGCUGAUGGGGGAGAGGAGAAAGAGUUCGAUCUUGAGGAAGAUGAGGGAAGGAAGAAAGAAACAUCAGAUGACCUGGAUGACUUAAACUUCUUCAACCAGAAAAAAAAGAAAAAGAAGUCCAAAAAAGAGAAGAUUUUUGAUGCAGAGCUUGAAGAGGGAAUGAAGGAGCUGAAGAUCGAAUCGGAGCCAUCAGAAACACAAGAGGACGAUGACUUAAUGCUGCCCGCUAAGAAGAAGAAAUCCAGAAAAGGCAAAGAUCUUCAAGAGGACACAGACAUUCAAAGCAAAGAUGAUGGUGUCGAAGAUGAGGACAGUAAAACCACCGAUGACAUCACGUUCAGCUCACAGACAGGCCCUGCCUGGGCAGGAUCGGAGAGAGACUACACAUACGACGAGCUUUUGAAUAGAGUCUUUAACAUCAUGCGGGAAAAAAAUCCAGACAUGGUCGCAGGAGAGAAGAGGAAGUUUGUGAUGAAGCCUCCUCAGGUUGUCAGGGUCGGCACAAAGAAGACCUCCUUCGUAAACUUCACAGACAUCUGCAAACUGUUGCAUCGACAGCCAAAACAUCUUUUGGCGUUUUUGCUAGCUGAGUUGGGUACAAGCGGGUCCAUAGAUGGAAAUAAUCAGCUCGUCAUCAAAGGCAGAUUCCAGCAGAAACAGAUAGAGAAUGUCUUAAGAAGAUAUAUAAAGGAGUAUGUGACAUGUCACACGUGUCGGUCUCCUGACACAAUCUUGCAGAAGGACACGCGUCUUUAUUUCCUUCAGUGCGAGACGUGUCACUCCCGCUGCUCCGUUGCCAGCAUCAAGACCGGAUUCCAGGCUGUGACGGGCAAGAGAGCGCAGCUGCGUGCCAAAGCCAACUAACGCCUGUCCUUCGACCAUCACCCACCUUAUACAGCCCAUCUGAACACCUGUACUCCACGGCCAAACUCAACAAAUCCACUCUCAGCCGGGUUACUACAGAAUCUGUGCUCUGUUCAGGAAGUCUGAAAUUUAGAACUGAGUUCUCAGCCAUCUCAAAUACAACACUUAAUUUCCUUCAGUUCCUUUGAGCUCUGAAAUCGCCUAUGCACACGAAGAGAGGUUUGAUUUGUUGGGUCUGGCUGUGGAGCAGUGCUGUGAGAUGAGAACAAGGAGCCUGCAGGAUUUUAUGAAUGAACUGUUGGUGAAAUUUGUUGUUGCUGUAUUACCUGCAGAGAAACAAUUGAAAUAAAAUGCAUACCAGCUGGGCAAA
Megalobrama amblycephala (Wuchang bream) is the source of this 1509-nucleotide messenger RNA. RefSeq names its product eukaryotic translation initiation factor 2, subunit 2 beta (gene eif2s2). Gene Ontology annotation, biological process: formation of translation preinitiation complex; formation of cytoplasmic translation initiation complex; translational initiation. The record is from RefSeq and is a predicted model, not a curated record. Gene Ontology annotation, cellular component: eukaryotic translation initiation factor 2 complex. Bases 144 to 1139 code for a protein of 331 amino acids. The transcript has 9 exons. Lineage: Eukaryota; Metazoa; Chordata; Actinopteri; Cypriniformes; Xenocyprididae. Gene Ontology annotation, molecular function: translation initiation factor binding; mRNA binding; translation initiation factor activity.